Messenger RNA from Arabidopsis lyrata subsp. lyrata, 1461 nucleotides. RefSeq lists its product as uncharacterized. Gene Ontology annotation, cellular component: peroxisome. Gene Ontology annotation, biological process: regulation of gene expression. The record is from RefSeq and is a predicted model, not a curated record. The transcript is spliced from 10 exons. Bases 268 to 1266 code for a protein of 332 amino acids. Lineage: Eukaryota; Viridiplantae; Streptophyta; Magnoliopsida; Brassicales; Brassicaceae.
AAAGUAAUCGAUAAAAUAGAUAGGAUUGGUUGCCGAUGGCUGUGAUCCUCGUGUGGUCCGUCCGAGUAUUAAACGGGUUUUGGAGUAUAAUGGCCACCGUGGUCCUCUCACCGUCCCUGCCUUUGGUAAACUAGAGGACGUCUCUACUGACAUCCUGAGAGCACUCUUUUCCAGCGGAAUCCAUCUUAUCUACGCCCCCCCAGAGAUUAUCCACUAAUUGCGGGUCUACUUGGUGAUACCGACCGAUUUCCUCCUCCAACUAAUUUAAUGGCCAUAGCCGAUCCGAAAGACUGCGAAGGUGUUUUUGAUUAUCUACUAGACUGGGACUACAACGUUCUCGAGCCAUUUCCAUUUUCUUCUCUUGACACCUUAAUCAUGGAAGAUUCAGAGCCCCUUGUGCCAGAAACCUAUGAACCUCCCUUGUGGGAUUGCCAAACAUGUGCCCGUGAUCCUCCUGGCCGAAUCUUUGAUAAUCUGAUCACACAUCUAUCUGAUGAUGAACAUCAUGAGCUGCUGUUGCGUUGGCAUCCACGGGUUGCUCCUCCUGCCAUGGGAACUUUGGAUCCACCGGUUGCUUCUUCUGGCAUGGAAACUUUGCAUCCACUGGUUGCUCCUCCUGCCAUGGAAACUUUGGACCCAUCGGUUGAGAAGGCUUUGUCGGAGCAGUUGCAGAUAUCGAAAGAGUUUUUUGAGGGAAACCCGAACGACGCUGUAACAUUGGUCUGCUGGGACAUCAAAAAGUGUCCAGUUCCACGUGACUGUGAUCCUCGUCGGGUCGGUCCGUGUAUUAAACAGUUAUUGGAGAAUAAAGGCUACUCUGGUCCUCUCAAAAUCAUUGCCAUUGGCCCACUAGAAGGCGUUCCUAAAGGCAUCCUGAGUGGAGUCUAUUCCAGUGGAAUCUCUCUUUAUUGCGCUAAUAUAGUGGUCAUAUCGGAAGCAUAUUCUUUGCCUUCUGGCUAUGCCGCCAACAUACAAUCGGAGGGAUACAACUUUGCUAAGCCGAUUCCACCUGAUUCUUUUGAAAGUUUUUUCCGUGCAGAGUCAGGGGCACUUGAGGAGGAUAAGUGCAGUGAAACGAGUGGAUCUGCCUUGUUGAUUUGCUCAGUAUGCGAUGAGAAACUUGUGUACCAAGACAUUGAAAAAUUCACCACUCAUGUUGCUAGUAGCCGACAUCAACGGACGUUGUUGGACUUUCUGCCUGGGGAUGCUCGGUUUCGUUUAACGGAGAAGGCUCUUGACAAAGCGGUGCAAGAUAUGAGGGCGUGAAGUGGAAGAUGAAGAUGAAUAAUGCCCAUGGUUCAAACUCUUGUGCUAAUUUUAAAGUCUCCUUUUCUGUAAAUUAACUUAUAAACAGAAUGGUUUCGUUGCAUGCAUAUUUCAUAGGUCGGAAAAGUAAAUUAUUUUAGUGUUCCAAACUCUAGUUUGCUUCACUCGAAGUAAGUUAUUAGUUUCAUUGGGAAA